AUGACAUCCUCAAGUGGUUCCAGUGCCCGCACUGGCUCCAUUCAGUCGCGCGACAGCCCCAAGAACGUGUUGCAGAGCAAAUCCGACCCCAAUGCAGCCCUAUACGAAGCACAGCCAAUGGCCGUCAACGCAGAGCUAGGAACCCGAGACACAUUCUCCCUUCGAAGUAUGCAGCACAAGGACCGCGAUGGAAAGGUCAUCACUGACCCCGACCUCUCCAACCCCACUCGGAACCGUCUUGAGCGACCACUGGACACAAUUCGAGGCUUCGAAGCUGCCAUUGAAUCCCAUCGCAAGCAAAAUCGAAUGUGA
Penicillium daleae is the source of this 312-nucleotide messenger RNA. Its product is annotated as DUF2406 domain-containing protein. The record is from RefSeq and is a predicted model, not a curated record. Lineage: Eukaryota; Fungi; Ascomycota; Eurotiomycetes; Eurotiales; Aspergillaceae. The transcript has 3 exons. Bases 1 to 312 code for a protein of 103 amino acids.